GACGCGGAACUCGGCCAUGGAACGCACGUCGGGGACUCGAGAGCCCCGGACUCGGCCGAGAGAGCGGGAUCCAGACCGGCACCCUCGCCCGGACCGAGAUCGCCACCCCGAGCGACAGUGGGACAGAGCUGGGGACCCACGAAGGGAGAGAAACGGGGGAGAGCGAAGGGACAGGGACCGCGACAGGGAAAGGAGGGACCGCGACAGGGAAAGGGACCGACACUCCCACCAGGACAGACACAGGGCUGGGGACCAUCGUGGAAGUGAACAAAGAGUCCCAGAAAAAUCUCGCCCAAGUCGGACGCGGGACGGACCCCGGCAGCCGACUUGGGACCCAGCCCCGCCACCCUGGCCCGCGCCUUGGGAAACCCCGAAGCCACCAUCCUCGCGGAAGGGGGGCCUUGAACGCCGCGGACCAGAAAGUGAACGCACUUCAGGGAGAUAUCAGCUCUCGAACCCUGGGCCUGGGCUAGAGGAAGUGGAAUAUUACCAGUCAGAGGCUGAAGGACUCCUGGAAUGCCACAAGUGCAGAUACCUGUGCACCGGGAGAGGUGUGAUACAGAUAGUGGAGGUGAUACUGAAUGGGAUGGUUCUCAUGUGUAUCGUGGCCUCCUACUUUGUCCUUGCGGGAUUCAGCGCCAGCUUUGCCAGCGGCGGCGGCUUUGGGAACAAUUAUUACUCACCGUUUGAGGGCACUGAGCUGGAGCAGGUUCGGCAGCUGGACCAGCAGUACACGAUCCUCCGGGCACCACUGAUAUACGGCGGCGUGGCUGUUUCUCUGGGGCUGGGUGUCCUCACCAUGGGUGUUUUACUCCGAGGAGCCAAGAGUCUAAACAAACUGCCGAGGAGGUGGCUCCUGCUGGAGGCCGCCUUCAGCCUCCUGGCAGCAGUGGGCUACUGCGCGGGCAUCGGUGUUUACCUCCACGCGGCCUUGCAGAUCAAUGCCACAGACACCUGCAGGACACGAGAGAGGGUUUAUGCCCGCAAGGGUCUCACCUGGAUGAACUGCCAGCUGGCAGGCACAGAUGGAGCAGCAGCCACCUUUGCCUGUCUGCUGGUGAUGAUGUACGGUGCCAGCGUGGUGCUGGCCCUGCGGGGCUACCGGGAACAGAAGCACAACCAAGCCAGCCGAGAACCGCACAGAGGCUACGCGGACGCACCGGAAUACCUGUGGUCUGGAACACUCUGAGUCUUCUUCGGGAACCUAAAAGUCAACCCACCUCCCUUGCUUCUCUCAAAAAGACGGGUCCAUGAAAAUCGAGCAUGAGGCAAAUGUUUUGACAUUCUUGAUUUUGUGAGCGCUUCCUUUGGCACCAGUGCAAAGCUAGACAACCAUCCCAUUUUUCCAUCAAUGUCUUGUUGGCUGAGAGCUUGAAAAAAAUACCUCCGCCUUUGCUACAAAGCCUACAUCUAAGUUUGCCUAUCGUACAGUUAUGAUUUGGCUCAGUGUUUACAGGAGAGAUAUCUUGAUUGUCCCAACGAAAGUCACUAAGAAAAACAUGCCAUUCCACCCCCCACCCCCCGAGAGCUGUGCUUGAUCCCAGAGCAAUGAUUUUAAUCCCAGUUGAGAUUCCAGCUGAGAAAUUACCUUCUGACUCUCUCCCGGAGGACAACUCUCCUGCCCAUAGGACAGUGUAUGGUGACCACACAGUAACCUCAUGGGUCCCAGGAAGCCUUUCUCCAUCAGAGGCCGGAGGCCGGAGGCCGGAGGCUGGAUCCCUGGUGCCUGAGGGCAGGUGCUUUCAGCCUGCUUGUUCCUUCUCGGGAUCCCUGUGUUAGGGCUCAGAGAAAAUGAUUUUUGCCGCUUUUCCAAGCCAGUUUCUUUUUGUGUCAAGUCACUCGACUGGAAUUCACUUUCCUGAAGUACUUUAUAAUUUCCUGAAAUAUGAGGCUUUCAAAUAGUGAGAAAUAAAAUUCACCAACUUCUUAACUGUGUUAUUCAGCUGCCUGCAAAGAUAAAGCCGUUGAUUUUCCUUGGAGGCUUCUUUAUUUCUGCAUCCCUUCCAGCGCCCUACAGAGUAGGUUUUCCAUUUUGAUUGUAAUCUCUCCUGACCCUGAAUCGUUUCCAUAAGGUAACAGAUCAUUAACACCGAAUCUCAAAAAUAAAUUUCUUUCAAUAAUUUUAA
Molecule: messenger RNA, 2126 nt
Organism: Sus scrofa (pig)
Lineage: Eukaryota; Metazoa; Chordata; Mammalia; Artiodactyla; Suidae
Gene: MARVELD3
Product: MARVEL domain containing 3
Biological process (GO): myelination
Cellular component (GO): membrane
Molecular function (GO): structural constituent of myelin sheath
Source: RefSeq, marked validated